Molecule: messenger RNA, 7354 nt
Organism: Colius striatus (speckled mousebird)
Lineage: Eukaryota; Metazoa; Chordata; Aves; Coliiformes; Coliidae
Gene: IRAK4
Product: interleukin 1 receptor associated kinase 4
Exons: 12
Coding region: 101-1495 (464 amino acids)
Biological process (GO): protein phosphorylation; signal transduction
Molecular function (GO): protein serine/threonine kinase activity; ATP binding; magnesium ion binding
Source: RefSeq, a predicted model, not a curated record
CCCGCGCCGCCUGAGGUUGUCACCGCCUCUUAAAGGGGACGUGGUGCAGGGGACAGGCCUGGCCUGAGGCGGGGAGGCAAGGGGGCCCGCGGAGCUGGAAAUGAGCAAUCCCGUGACGCCUUCCACGUACGUCCGCCGCAUCAGCUACGGGCUCAUGAGGCAGCUGGCAGAUUUCAUCGAUCCGCAAGAUGGGUGGAAGAAGUUAGCGGUUGAUAUAACCAACUCCGCCGGUGAAAGCAGAUACAACCAAAUGCAUAUAAGGAGAUUUGAGGCAUUUGUACAAAUGGGAAAGAGCCCCACGUGUGAAUUGCUUUAUGACUGGGGUACAACAAACUGUACAGUUGGUGAUCUUGUGGAUCUGCUGAUUAGGAAUCAAUUUCUAGCACCAGCAAGUCUUUUGCUUCCAGAAACUGCAAGGAUGGCACAAGAAGUUACAUUGCCUCUUUCUUCCCAGGAAACCUUGCCUAUACAUGAGAAACAACUGCCUGUACAGGAAAAAGAAGUGUCAUCUCUAAAGCCUGUUUCAGCUCAGAAUAUUGAGAAGGAACAUUCACCUCCUUCCUACUUAAGUCAAGAAAAUAGCAGCUCACCAUCUAGUAGCACAGAUUUCCAUAAUUUUUCGUUUCGUGACUUGGAAAGUGUUACAAAUAAUUUUGAUGCACGACCAGAAUCGGCUGGAGGUAACAAACUGGGAGAAGGUGGCUUUGGGGUUGUGUUCAAAGGCUUCAUCAAUGGCAGAAACGUGGCUGUAAAGAAACUCGUUGCUAUGGUUGACGUUAGUGUUCAGGACUUGAAACAGCAAUUUGAUCAAGAAAUAAAAAUCAUGGCAAAGUGUCAGCAUGAGAAUCUAGUAGAAUUACUUGGCUUCUCAAGUGACGGUGCUCAGCCAUGUCUGGUAUACGAAUACAUGCCCAACGGUUCCUUGCUUGACAGACUUGCUUGUCUGGAUAACACUCCACCAAUUUCCUGGAAUACAAGAUGUGACAUCAUUCAAGGUACAGCAAACGGCAUCAACUUUUUGCAUGAAAAUCACCAUAUUCACAGAGAUAUUAAAAGUGCAAAUAUCUUAUUAACUGAUACAUAUACACCCAAAAUCUCUGACUUUGGACUUGCAAGAGCAUCUGUAACAUUCACACGAACAAUCAUGACUGAAAGAGUCGUUGGAACAGCAGCCUAUAUGGCACCUGAAGCUCUGCGAGGAGAGAUAACACCUAAAUCUGAUAUCUUCAGUUUUGGAGUAGUCUUAUUGGAAGUAAUAACGGGUCUUCCUCCAGUUGAUGAAAACCGGGAGCCACAGUUACUGUUAAGUAUCAAAGAUGAAAUUGAGGAUGAGGAAGCAACCAUUGAGGAUUAUGUUGAUGCAAAGAUGAGUGACUGGGACGCACCUUCAGUUCAUAAAAUGUAUUCAAUUGCUGAUCGGUGUCUGAAUGAGAAGAAAAGCAGAAGGCCAGACAUUAAGAUGGUCCAACAGCAUCUACAAGAGAUGAAAACUUGAGACCUGUUUCUUCUAAUACACAAAUGUUUUUGAAGGGGAGUAGUCACCAGCAGCAAGUAUUUUCUUAGCAUUUAGUGCAACAUUACUAGCUCUUCUGCUUUCCAGAACUUUCUGAUCUGCACAUAAGUUGUGCUGGCUGUUUUUGUUAAUUAUCACAUAUCCUUAACCGCUGUCCUCUCGGAGUGUGAAAACUUCCUUUGUACUAACAGCUUGCAGUGCUGUGCAGUGCAUCUUCACGGCUUUUUAAAGGUAUUUCCAUAGUAUUUUUUUUUUUUUCCAAUUCUUUUGAUUUCAAAGCAUGGAUUAUGUCUGCUGCAAAGGCAGAGCACAGUAACAGGGUAGAAUGUUUUUUCUGCAAAUUGCUUUCCUGAUCAGGUGUGUUAGACCUUUUUCUAUUAAAGACAAAAAUUUCAUAGGUAGAAAUGGCACUCAUGUUGUCUUGGUGUGAAAAGACAGCAGCAGUACCUUUCUAAAACACAUUUUAUUUAGUUGUUUUCAUUUGCGAGUUCAGAUCUGUGUGAAUGGACCAGUAGUGUUCAUGAGUGUGAUUAUUUUUCAAAAAGACUUCUUGAGAUUAGUUUUAGUCAAAUAAAUGCCGCAAGCCAUAUUCUCAGUUGUUCCUUGGUUUCAAGAAUUCCCAAGAAAGACACUUACUUUGCAGUGUAAAUGCAAAAAUACAUCUGUUUUUCUUCCAGUGAACUCUGUAUGAUGACAGACCAUUUAAUUUCUGUUCCUAGGAUGACUCUUAGCUACUUGAAGUAUUUUACACUUGAGGAGAAGGUGCCGUAUGGGUUAUAAACACAGAUGGUUUAAUUUGUUAACUAAUAAUUCUGUGAAGACCCAAUUCUGCAUUUUUUAGUCACAUAAUUAAGCAAUUUUUUAACAUGUACAUAUGUAUAUUCAUGACUCAAUAAUAAAACACACUUUUUAAAAAGCAAGCCAGAAAGCUUAGAAAGCACAGAAACAUUGUCAGAUUAAAGCAGACUCAACAUGGAAUGAAAGCGACUAGUAAGAUUCCAGAUACUUUGGACUAAGUAGGUAUGAAAAUACUGCCCUUAUAAAUGAAAGAGGUUACUUUCAUAUAAGUCUUCUUUGCACUUUUUUUGCACUUCAUGAACAUUUUCUUGAUGGCUUAGGGGUUGGAAAAUGGUCUGGAAUACAGUUAAAUUUGGAAUUCCAUUAUUAUCAAAGAACAACUGUGAGAAAUGACCUGACUGCAGUUGGGGAUAUAAAUAUCUGUGUAGAAAGCAUGUGCUUUCUAACACUUGUGUUUAUAUCAUUAGAUGUCUGGCCAUUGACUCACUCUAUAUUGCCUUUUCAAACAGACAAAUUGUUUCAUUUAGAAAAAGGUAUCCACCUAAACAGCUUCUAGUUUUAUUCAGCAUCAACUGUAAAAGCCUUUUAAUGUAAAUAAAACCUUUGUUAGCCCUUUAAGCCUUGGAAACAACAAUCAUUUUACCUUGCCUGCAUUUCUGAUGAUGACAUUACGCCAACCUCAGUGCACAGAAUAAAGCUGGACAGCUCUGAACAUGGGCUUGUGGAGGAAAAAAAAAGCUAUAAAGCUUAAUCUGAAUAAAGUCUGCUAAAGCCAUUCUUUGGUUUUGAGUGUCUCCAGCUGUUACGUGGAGGCUUUUUAUUAGAUCGUGUCUGCUUUUUGACUGUUCCCUGGAGCUGGAAUGCAGUCACAGUGUUGUCCUCAAGCAGGUUUGCUGUAGUAACUCAGCACUGUUCACCUCUGGUGCAAUACAGUAGUGUUGCUGAUGCUCCAGCUGUGAUAUUCUAAGUAUUUAUGAGACUCUAAGCUACAGGCACAUGCAUUCCUGUUCUGUCAUGUUAGACCAUGACUAUUUGCAGUGCUGGUGUUGGUACCUAAGUUUCGGCAGUAGUUUUCCCCUCACUCACUGAAAAUAUGAAGCAUGUUAGCUACUUUUUCAUACAGAAAGAAAGAAGAGAAAGUUUUGGAUUUGUUUAGUAUUAUUCUAGGGAGGGAUGAAAGUGUGAGGUGUGGGGUAAUUAGGUAAAGCUACCUAACUUACAGAGUCAAGUGAAAUUUUUGUAAAAACAUUUUUCAUCCACAAUGUGCAUGGAGAAGGAACUUGCUCAUUUUCCCCCUCAGUUUCUGAGGUCUUCAUACAGUAUAGUCUGCACUUACAGGCACUAAUAGGAGAAUAAGAGAGCUGACUUCUGUUUCAUGUAUUCCCUAAAAAGAAAAUUGAUCUCACUAUCCUAAACUAGGAUCCAUACUUCUUUGUAAUAAUUACUAUAGUAAAGCUUUCUAGGACACAAAUUAGCAACUUGAGUAAUUUGUGAGUGAACGGGGGAACUAGUUCCAUAGACCUAGAGGUGAGAGAAAAUUUGAUGUGUUUCCUGGUGGGUGAAGAGAGCUCCAGCCUGGAGAUGCUGUAAGGGAGACAGGGCUAAUAUGUCAGGCCUAGGUCAUGUCUUGGCAGGGGAGGUGCCAGGGAAGGCAUCGCAGGAUCACUGUCCUCAGAGAAAGCGCCCACCUUCUGCCUGUUAAGCAGCUACAGAAUUGUAAAACAUAAAGCCAGUUAGUAACCCCCAGAAGGAGGCAAAAAUGAAAGAUAGCAAAAGUGAUUUAUUGCACUUCCAACUAAGACUCCUGAAAGAAGCAGCAAGAGAAAAGCAAAUGGUAAUGGGACAAAGAAUAGUGUUGUUAAGGAAAGGGUGGGGGAACAUGAGCUGCUAGUAGCUGCUGAGGAAAGAAUGCAAGAACCAGACAUGGAUGUAGAGAUACUGCAUGGAAUAUGAUGGUUAUGCACAGCUUCCAGCUCAUUAGCUUUGAAAAGGAUGCACGGUCUUCAGUAGUUAUUAAGCCUCUAUCAGAUCUUCUUUGAUCAGUUUGUCCUGUUGCCUUUUGAGCCAACAUACCUUUUACCAGCCAUAGUACUUCUAUUACUGAAACAGGAAGAAUUGCCUCAACUUUGACAAGGGCUGGUGGUCUGAGAGUUUUAUUUAUAAACACCCACUGGCCAAAAGGCAAAUACAACUGCUUCACAUAUUCAUGAUCACGUAGAGGCCAAGCCUCUUUCCUCCUCUUACAGGAAGAGCUUUGUUGCUGCAUAGCAUUUUGUGUUACAAUUAUUCUCUCAAAUCCUACACAUCUUCAAGUUUCUUUCUUUUCAACUGCAAAAUUGCUAUAUUGCUGAUUUCCCUCUGGGCAUGUGUUGAUAGGACAGUUCAAGAGAAGUUAAACCACUAGUUAAACCACAUUUCAGCUUGACAUGUGAGAGAAGACUUCACACAAUUUCUUCAAAUUCAAAAGACUUCGCUACUUUCAGUUUAGACAAAGAAACAUUAAUGUAACAACAUCAUUUGAGUAGUUUAAUUAUGCUACCUCACACUGAGCAAGGAACGAUUGAUAAAACUGUCUAAUUACUAAUCAUCUACUUCAGCAUUUUAAAAGGACAGAAGAACUUUUUGAAGGGUAUUAUUACUGAAAGCAUAAAACCCUUAGGAGAUGAGCACCCUUGGAUCCUGCCAUGUAGGCCUCUGUGCUACAUCCACAAGGCACGGGAAAGCAGCUGUUUCCAACAUAGGGACUUUUCUCCAACACAAAAGCCAGGAAUUCUGUUUCUGCCCACCUCCACUCAAACACCUGAAAUCAAGUUUUCUGUCCUGCUUUCCCAUCCCCAUGGGAACUGCAUCUUGCUGCCAUCAUGAUAGCAGUAGAUACAGAUCUUUGUUAAAGAGAUUAUGAAGUGACUUGGACAGCACCAAACUAAAGCAUCAAUCUUUAUUUAUAAAGUAAAUUACAAAAUAGAUAAGGUAAACUUAGUUUUUAGCAUCUGAAGGUGGUUCUCAUUGAAUACAUAGACACCAUAAAUGAAAAGUUUCCUUUAUCAAUAUGUUCAUCAUGGAGCAAUUAUUGCCUUGAUCAGUUUUACAAACCUUUGUUAGGAGUGUUUCAAAAGAUCAGAUUCUCCCUACUUUGUAACAUAAACAUUUCAAAAAUAACCACCUAUCACAUUACUGAACUACUUAAUAGCUUGUGAGUUAACUGCAAGCAGCUGCAUUGCUUUUGGGUUUUAUGAAGGCCAACAAAAACCUGAACAGACACUUUCCAUUAUUAAAUGACCAGACAGUUAAAGGAAUAACUGUCAUUAAUGCCCUGAUUUUGUGCUGGCUCUGAAUAUUCAUUAAUAGCAGUAGUAGUGUCACAUGAGGCAGCGACGCAGAUGUAAACGUGACAGAUCCUACAGGAAGGCCAGAUGCUUCUUAUUGCUGUGUCAGGAGAACAGCCACGCGAUGCUGCCAAGGCAGCACCGGGCUGCACACGGUCCUCUUUGAGGGGAAAAUACACCCAGGACAUGACUCUGCUGGUAGCUCAGGGCUUUCUACACUCACAUAGAAUAUUUUCAAGUAAGGUAACUUACAUUGUCUGGUUUGGGCCCAACUCUAAAGCAGCUCAUUAAACAUGCCCUCACAUAAUCACUUAAUCAUCUCUGCCAUCCUCCAGAUUAAGCUUUCUACCUCCUAUCCUCAUCUACCUAGGGCAGGAUUAGGAAACAAAAGACCCAAGAUGUGCACAUAAUGAACAGUUUGGCCUGAUAUAGUUAUUUAAAACAUUUGGUAUUAAAAAGUUGACACUCCUUUCUUGGCUCAAGUAAGUGUCAAGAUGUACAUGCACUAUCCAUAUGGCUGACACAUAGGCAGGAAUAUUAAAUUCAAACAGCCCCUCUAGCUGUAAUUAUUAACUGCUACACUCAAAAGUUUUCUUUAAAAAAACCACAACAAAUCCCCAAAACCCAAAGUGAAUUAGGUAUACUGAAAAGAUUCAGAGUUCAACUGAAAAUACAUUUAAUUACAGCAUACAAUGAGCUGCAUGCACAUUAGCCAUGGUUAAAAAACAAUGACGCUUGCCUACAGGUAGUACAUAGAAGAAACACUUCAAAGAGCAGGUCCGUGCCCUGGAGGGAGAAGGCAGGAGGCUGAAAAAGAACACCCUAGCUAAGGGCAGGCAGGAGAUUAGCCAGAGAAUCAAGAGCAAUUGAGGUGGAUUGAUGUAAUGUGUAAGAUUAAAUGAAAAAAAGCUGAGGUGUCAAAUUUCUAUUGCAUAUAAAAACCACAGUAAAACCAACAACUAUUGCAAUCUUCACAUUAUAUAGUGCAAUCUCAGACAUCCAUAUCAAGCUAGUAUCUCCAAACAAAAUAAUAUAGGAGAUAAAUCCAAUUUUCUCAAGAACUAGUAGUGUCAAAGCAUUACUUCCCUACAAAACUAGGUUAAGAUCUGUCUUCCACCAGGUAAAGCUGUGAUUCAGCUGUAGAAUGUGUGCACCCAGCACCCACAAUAACAUGUAGUGUAUCAAGACUUGCAGCUCCCAUGUAGCUUUAAAAAUAGUUCAACCCCCACAAAGCUCACAUGCAGAACACUAGAAAGCAAGUGUCCCCUUGGAAAUACAGUCUAUCCACUAGUAUUUGCCUCAGUACACAAUUUUAAAUUUUUAAGGUCAUCCAAUCCUCAAUUUCCAUAUCUAAUUCUUCUUUAAUCCACUUAUUAAAAUAGUCUGAUUUUCCUCUUCCUAUGAAAGACAUUAGUCAGGGUUCAAUCAAGUUUACACCAUUCUGGCUGAUUUUAAUAUUUUGGAGAAGGGAAAGGGGAAAAAACCAAAAAAGAACAAAUCCUAACCAGGUGCUGCCAGCAGUUAUUCAAUACCUAGCUGGACUUUUUUAGAGAUUUAACUUACUAUUAAAGUUCAAACAUUUAAGAAAAUUCAUUUUCAGAAUACCUUGAAAGUUGAAAUUGCAGCUGAUGCUGCCAACACACUAGGAUCUCAAGAGUAACCUGCCAUUAUGAAGCAAAUGUACUUCAAUUUUUAUUGAACUUGCAAUGUUUUAGAU